Molecule: messenger RNA, 3533 nt
Organism: Emericellopsis atlantica
Lineage: Eukaryota; Fungi; Ascomycota; Sordariomycetes; Hypocreales; Bionectriaceae
Product: leucine carboxyl methyltransferase
Exons: 7
Coding region: 287-3358 (1023 amino acids)
Biological process (GO): wybutosine biosynthetic process; tRNA methylation
Molecular function (GO): protein binding; tRNA methyltransferase activity
Source: RefSeq, a predicted model, not a curated record
CUCCAUGUUUCUGAUGUUUUUUUCUGUCUUCGGAUAGACGAUAGCUUCACCAUACUACACAAGAUCCCUUGUAGUCGACCCCCCUUUUUUUCCUUCAAAUGGUGCAAGCCCAUCAGGCACUUUUUGGGUUUCAAAUUACUUCUCGAACUCAUAUGCAACAUCUGUGCCUAUCUCAUUGGCCUUCCGCUUACCCUACACCAUCUUUCCUCGGCUGCGACAGAGGGGUUUGUUCGGGCAUAUAUACAAGGCUCCUCGAGACUCCUUUUUGGGGAAACUCGUAAACAGAAUGACCGCUUCAAAGGCAACAAAGUGGGCUGCUAGGCCAGACAGGUCACAAGCGUUAGAUGAUUUGAUCAUGGGUACAAACAGCAGCAGUAUUACUUCGAAGAGAAGCGUUGAGCGCCUGUACUACCCCAAUGAACCACACUUCUUCCGCUUCUUCGUGAAGAAGCCCCAGAGGAGGGCCCCUCUGAUCAACCGAGGCUACUGGCUUCGACUCCGGGCUAUCGAUGUCAUAGUUCGCCAAUUCUUAGAGAGACCAUCGAGCAAGAAGAAGGUUGUGAUCAACCUGGGUUGUGGGAGUGACGUCGUGCCAUGGCAGUGUCAUGUGCGGUACCCUCAGAUCAGCGAGGAUGCUCUCUUUGUGGAUAUUGACUACCCGGAUCUCAUGCGCAAGAAGCGAGCUAUUGUUCUGCAGACCCCCCAGCUUCGAGAUCUUCUGGGCACUGAUGUCACGAUCAGUGAGGACGACAAUGACCCUGUUCUUCUCAAGAGCGCGAGGUACUGCCAGCUGGCCUGUGACUUGCGUGAACUCGAAGCACUGCGCCGGACGCUAGACUCUAUUUUACUGCUCGAAGACGCGGAAGUAUUGUUCGUUGCCGAAGUAUCAAUCACCUACAUGGACACUCCCUCCGCCGAUGCUUUGAUCAAAUGGGCUAGUGGUAUUGGCCAAGCCGAAUUCUGCCUGCUGGAGCAGAUAUUGCCAAACGGCCCAGAUCAUCCCUUCGCGAAGACAAUGUUACGCCACUUUGAGAAGCUCAACACACCGAUCAAGUCUGUGCAACAAUAUCCAACGGUUGAGAGCCAACGACAACGCUUCAAAGACCGAGGCUGGGCUCAAGUAGACAUUUGGGAUCUCUGGGAAGCCUGGUCAUCAUCAAUCUUCAUGACAAGCGCCGAACGGAUGGCACUGGACCAGGUCGAGCCAUUCGAUGAAUGGGAAGAGCUUAUGCUAUUUGGGCGUCACUACUCUGUGCUUCAUGCGCAGGCCUCGCCCACUGGUGUAGAGAACACAGCUCUGAAGAAGCAAGCUCCGGCACCCUUGGUAUACCCGUUUCGUCUCGAGAUUACGACAAGAUCACCUUCAAGACCAAUAAAAAGGCGGUUUGGCCAAGCAAUGACCCUUCACAACUCAAAGGGGCAACCCUUUGGUGCGCAUCUGUACGGAAUGGGUGCCGACAGUCGUUCGGACAGCUACGACCUGUACAGAGUAGACGCUUCAUCAGGGUCUUUAAAGCUCCCCGUUGACGGACCUGGGCCUCGGAUGUGCUACACCUUGACUGACUUGGGAGACUACGGAACCUUGCUCGUUGGGGGACGCAGCUCUCCAUCAAAGGCUUUCCGAGAUUGCUGGAUACUACCCAAAGGCCCCGGAGGAAGUUGGCAGAAGACGUGGGAGCUGCCAAAGCCACUUUACCGGCACAAUACCUGCAGACUCGGAGACUCAAGCCUCGCUCUGGUUAUAGGAGGUCGUAACGGCUCCGUGGGUGUUUCGGACGACAGCUUCCUCUUCGACCCCGACAAGGGUUGGGUUAAGUGCGAAGUUCGAAUUCCAUUGUCUGAGCCGCUGUUUGGAGCUGUGCUCUGCUGCUCGAGACCGCAGACGAGGGCUGGCUUCUUCGAGGGGCUAUAUUGCGGCGGCUUGCGUCCUGAUGGCACCCUCAACCUGGACCGCUAUACCUGGGAAUUGGUUAUCGCUGAGGAAGUGCCUUUGAUUCGAUUCUCUAAAAUUUCCUCUCCCCGCCUCGCGGGGGAUUCGUUGUCCAUUUUCGGCGCUGAAGUGGUUAAUAUCGAGGGCUUCCCUGUGAUAUGUGGAGGCAUCGGUAACGCGCCGUCACACCAAGGGCAGACCAUUACUGUCUUGGAUGCAAGCAAUGGACCGCUCUCUAUCAUUGGACUUGUGACCGCUGGAGAAAACGCUGCCGAUUGGCCUUUCAUGAUCGGGUCGUCCAUCAUCACAGACGGCCACAGUCUGAAUGUAUUUGGCGGUGGUGCAACGUGUUUCUCCAUGGGCACGUUCUGGGAAUCAAGAACGCACCGCAUGGAGCUUAUGGGUCAGUGGGAGCUUGGGGGUUAUGGCGGCCGGAAGCCAGCUCCCGAGUAUCUGGAGAGCCCCAAGUUACUUCUGGCAGGGGAUGGACCUACACGGUCUGUGAGUGCCAAAGUCAAGGCGGAAGUCAUCUCAAUUCCUCGCAUGCGAGUCAAGUCGAGCGCGGAAUUUGAGGCGCUCGUGAAAGCUGGCAAACCAGCCAUCUUAGAAGACGUGGACCUCGGCACUUGCAGAGAGGCGUGGACAUCUGAGAAGCUGAUGGGCAUGACAGGCUCCGAGCAGGAGGUUGUGGCUCAUGAGUGCCCUGACGAUACGGAAAAGAUGGACUUCAACUCCAAGAAUUUCCGGUACGUGACUGAUCAAUUCAAGAACAUUAUCAAAAGAAUCCAGUCAGGAGGGAGGUUAUAUAUCCGGUCGCUAUCUACUGACAACCCCACUGAUCAACCGGCGAACUUGGAGAACGACUUUCCUUCUUUAGCAGAAGGCUUUACCCUCCCGGAAGAACUGGCUUUUGUCAAGGAGAAUCUCUUCAGCUCCGUCCUGAGAAUAUCGGGUCGGGUGAACAUGUGGCUUCACUAUGAUGUUAUGGCCAACGUAUACGCACAGGUCCACGGCUCAAAGCGCAUGAUUCUGUUUCCGCCGAGCGAUGUCAGCCACUUAUCAUUCGCUCCAGGAGCAUCAAGUUCCAGCCUGGAUGUCUUCGCCUCGCUUGAAACUACUUCGUUACAGUCCACUCGCCCACACGAAGCAAUCCUUGGACCUGGCGACGUCUUAUUCCUGCCCCCAAUGUGGCUCCACACAGCUACGCCGACGAGCGACUUGAGUGUCGCUGUGAACAUCUUCUUCCGCGACUUGCAGGACGGCUACUCUACCGGCAGAGACGUCUACGGCAACAGAGAUCUGGCGGGCUAUGAGAAGGGCCGACACGAGGUGGCGAAGAUUGCCAAGAGCUUUGAGCAACUCCCGGCGGAAAUUCGCAGGUUCUAUUUGGAUAGGCUUGCGGAUGAGUUACGACAAGCCGCAGGAUGAGACGGACUGUAGAGGGUGUGUUCCUUGAUAGUCGGAGGACCGGGGCCAUCACGCACGCAUAGCCCAGAACUCAAGAUUGCAGUCGAAGAAGCCGAGGUGACGUGCCGACAUGACGAAUCAUCAGGGGCUUUGCAGCCUCCACGGUGACAAAUGAAACAAGCAACACUUUGGAAUG